AUGGCAGACGUGGCGUUGAAUGCCGUGGUCAAGAAGAACAACUUGAGUGUGCCCACCGAGCUGAAUGCCCAGGGGACCUUGUCCCCGCGCGAGGUGCCCGAAGAGCGGCGGAUCAGCCGGAUCGCGGACCUGGUGAUGCCGCGUCCGGACAUGGCCCAGCCCGCAAAAGAAGCCUCCAAUGGAGGGGGUCCAUCAACAGAGGACAUCAUCAAGGGCGUUCAGCAAGCCGUGGUGGGCCGUGUCCCGGUGUUGGGUUGGCUGCCGUACUAUAACUUCCGCAGAGACUUCUUCUAUGAUUUCGUGGGUGGCGCGACCAUUGCCUUGAUUUGUUUGGUCCAGACGUUAGCACAUGCGGCUAUUGCCACCACCAAAGUCAUUCAAGGACCUUACUGUGCCUUCGUGCCACCCUUCGUAUAUGCCAUGCUGGGCACCUCUCCUCAUGCCUCCAUCUCCUCAGGUGCGAUUGCUGCCAUUCUCUUGGCGGAUCAGCUCCAGUUCUGGCACGAUGAAGAAGAACGCACCGAAUUGGCCUCACUGCUUGCUUUGAUCUCCGGUGGUUGGUUAGUGGCCAUGGGCUUGUGUCAGGCCGCCUAUGCGGUCCGCUUCUUGUCGCAGUCGCUCAUCAGUGGCUUCGUCACGGGUGGCUCCGUGCUGAUCCUCGUGGGACAGUUGAGGAACCUCCUCGGCCUCAUGAAGAUGCGACACGCCAUUGGCUUCACCAACCAAGUGAGUGCCAUCAUCGGAGCAUUGCCCGAGACCCACAUCCUUGGAACCAUUUGGGGUUUAUCCAUGAUGAUGGUGCUGCAGUUGAUGAUGUGGCUCAAGAAAUACUUGGUGGCCGAGCUCAAGAAGCCCGGGCCACAUCCCAAGUGGAUGGUCCCCGCAAAGAUUGCCUCCGAGAUGAAGGAGUUGGUCUUGGUGACGAUUAGCAUCAUUUUCGCCUAUUGCACCUGUGAUGAGAGUGGCGAGCCCAUCCUCCCAGUGGUGGGGGAUAUCCCGGCCGGUUUGCCUGGCUUCAAGCCUGCAUGGGAAUAUCCCGCCUCUCAACGCAUGCUCGACACGCAUUUUCGGCUGAAAGAGUUUUGCAUGGGCGGCUUCUUGGUGGCCUUAACAUCCUUCUUGACCACCUACGCCACCUCAAAGAAGCAAGCCUUGCAGCACGGCUAUCACAUCGAUGCCAGCCAGGAGAUGUUCGCGCUGGGCAUGGCCGGGGUGUGCGGCUCCUUCUACGGUUCCUUCACACCCAGCGGCUCCUUAAGCCGCACCUCUUUGGCGUCCGAGGUGGGCGUGAAGACACAGAUGAGUGGCCUGAUGAAGUUGGUGGUGGUGGGCAGCAGUUUAGAGUUCCUCACCGGUGUGUUGUAUUAUUUGCCCAAGAGCACCCUAGCAGCCAUCAUUCUGCGCUCCACCUGGCAGCUGGUGGAUAUACACACGCCCACGACGCUCUGGAGCUCUUGGAAGCCCUAUCACAAAGGUGGCAUGAAACGGGACUUCAUCGUGUGGUGGAUCGCCUUCCUCCUCACGAUCUUCUUGGGAGUUCUUUGGGGUAUCGGCGUGGCCGUCGGCGUGUCCGUCUUGAUGAUUGUCCACGAUGCGGCGGUGCCGCGGGUCGUGAAGCUGGGCCGGAUCGAGUCCUUGGGCAACAUUUGGCGGGACCAAGAGGUUUGGCCUGAAGGUCGGACCUUUCCGGGGAUCCUGGUCUUGGAGUUCCGGGGUCCCUUGUCCUUCGCGAGCGCGGACCACUUCAUGGAGGAGGUGGAACGCCGGCGGCUCAUUGAAGAGGAAGAGGAGAAUCCUGUGGAGACCGAAAAUGUGGUUGAAGAGAAGAAACUUGGGCACACUUUGGAGAAAGAGGAGCCAAACCCAGACGAGCGUGAACCCAAUACCAUUAUCCUUCUUUGGCUUUGCUGUGUGAGUGCAUUGGAGGGCAUGGAUACCCAAUUGGUUCCCGCCUGUCAGUUUGCCUUGCAAAGAGAUUUGGGCUUGCAACUGGGCCACUUUGCCGUCCUCACCACGGUGCAGAUGGUUCUGACCAACUUAGCUGCUCCAUUCUGGGGAAUCCUGGCCGAUCGUGGCACAUUGCAGAAGAAGACGAUUUUGAUGCUGGGAGCCAUAGGAGAGGGCAUCGCGGUUGCCAUUUUUGCCUUCGUUCCCAACUUCUGGGUGAUGAUGUUCUUGCGGGGCAUGAGUGGCUUCUUCCUUGCAUCCCUACGACCAGUUUGCAAUGGCUUGAUUGCAGAUCUUACCAGUGACAACAAACGUGGCAAGAUCUUUGGGCGAGUACAAAGUGCCCUACUCGUUGGCAUGUUUUGCUCAUUGCUCAUUGCGGGUAACGUGGCCAACGCAUUUGUGGGGGAGAUCCCUGGGUGGCGCUUUCUCUUUGCUGGUGCUGGCUUGGUUGCCUUCAUUGUGGCAGCCGGAUUGGCCGGUUUCCUGAAGGAACCUCACCAUGAGUUGGACCAGUCCGCAAAAGCCAAAGGCUGUGCAGCCGUCCGGACCGAACUUUGUACAGUCUUGAGCUUCCUGCGCAUCCCCACCUUCUGUGUGAUGAUCAUGCAAGGAGUGUUUGGCACCAUUCCAUGGAGCGUCAUGGGCAACAAUCUUCUCUUCUUCAAGUUCUGUGGUCUGGAAGAUUGGCAGGCCAGCAUUUUGGCAGCUGAGGGAACUGUGGCGGGGGUCUUCGGCAACAGCAUCGGAGGCAUGAUUGCAGACUGCCUGGCCAGACGUUUCGGGUAUCAUGGAAGGCCUCUCAGUGCACAGAUCACGGUUGCCAUUGGAAUUCCGAUGGUCUUUCUGCAAUUCUAUGGCAUCCCACCAGGUGAGGGCACUUUUGGUGUGUACUUUGCCCUCAUUGCAGCAUUUGGCCUAUUGGGUUCCUGGGCACAAUCUGGCACGAACUUUCCCAUUCUCUCAGACAUUGUGCCUGCCAGCGACCGGAGCAAGGUUAUGGCAUGGGAAUGUGCCAUGGAAAACUCCUUGGCAAAUGCCAUCGGUCCGUCUUUGGUUUCUACCUUGGCCUUUGCUUUCGGCUACAAGUUUGGAGCUGAGGAGAUGUCCGGAAAGUCUCUCUCUUCCGCAAGGGCACUUGGGCAGGCAAUGGCUGCAACUAUUUGCAUUCCCUGGGUGAUUACCCUGGCAGCCUACACCCUUCUACAUUGGAGCUAUCCUCGUGAUAUGCGCCGGCUGCGUGCCAAGCAGGUGAUUGUGUUGCCCUUUGGCAGUGUGCACGAUUUGGACAAGACUGCCAUUGAGAUGCUUCGAGAGCUCUUGACGGAGUGGCGGAAGCGGCAGAUCAGUUGCAUUGUUGCCGAAGCUAAAAGCCGCGUGCGCUUGCUGUUGGAGCUGCACUUUGCGGAGGGUCCCAAGCCACUCUUGGACCAGCAGGCCUUCAUGAUCGGCCUCGAUGACGCGGUGUCCUUGGCCAAACUCACCUUGGCACGGAAGCGCCGAGUCCUUUCCGCGCAGGACGAUUCGGCGACGGGGAAAGGCCUGCGACAGCCCUUGCUCAGUGAGGACUUCCCCAAUGAGUACUACACCUUUGGAGAGUCGACCUGGGAUUUGGUGCUGUUCAUCGGCACUGGAGCACUAGGUCCAUUGGGUUCGCUCCAGACCUGCGUUUUGGCCAUCGUCAAUGUCCUCAUGCAAGUGAUCUUCGUGGGAAUCGCCGUCUUUAACUUUUUGGACCCCGACAUCACUGAGGAAAAGACCGUUCAGGAGGCGCACUUCUGGCGGCGAUCCUCAGGACACUCCAUCUCUGAGUAUGACUCAGUGUCGAAGGAAUCCUUGACCUCGAGGGUGUGCGCAGUGGACAAGUCGUUGCACAUCGCGGGUUUGCAGGUGGACAUGGUCGAGAACAUCCGAAAAUAUCUCAACACCAACCAGACCGGACUGAUCCGUGAGCUCUUUUCCGGGCAAGUCCUUUGCUUGGUGGCGCUGAUUUGUUGGUAUUUGAUGGUGGCGAAGGAGGUGAGUCAUGCCUUGGCACUCCACCGGGGUGUCGCAGCCGUGCCCAGAGGGAAGACGGAAAUUGCCACGCGCGAGAACCCUUUCACCCAGGCCAGGUUGGUGAAAGUCGCGCGGAGGCGCAAGCUGGCCAGCUUCCUCCUGCUGAUCUACCGAGUCUUUGCGGCAGUGAUUCUCAUCUACGUGGGAACCUUCUUUUUGGUAUACACCGUGAACGUCACCGAACUGAUCUUGAACGCCGUCGCCUUGGGAAUUAUCCUCGACAUCGAUGACCUUCUCUUCGAUGCUUUAGCCACGACGCCUGGUCGUCACCUGGUGCAUCAACUGGAUCCCUUGCCCAUGCCUUCAUUUCCACGCUUCCGCGGCGCGGAUGCGAAGUCCACCACCAUGACCUUUUUGAUUCCUGGGCUCACCAUGCUCAUCUACGUGACCAUGGUGAGCCCCUUCGUGGACACCUUGGUGAAAGUGGAGGACACCUUCUGCGGAGGUAACCAGGGCUUCGUAUGGAGUGUGGACAAACGCUCGGUGAUUUUACUGGCGCCCACCGAGGGGGGUGGACUCGAGAAUCAGACCGAGACCAUUCAGACCGCGGCUCUUUCAGAAGCACUGGACCUGGAGAACAUCGAGGACCCCAGGGGGGCUGAGUAUGGCGUUUGGCUGAGGGGUGUGUCUUUGGUCACCGAUUGGGAGUCCUUGUCCUUAGACGAGCUGGUGACGCAGUCGAACCCCGACUGUGAAGACUUGGCCAAUGAGGUGCCGUUGUUGAAUUAUUUGCGGGAUGCCUUGGGGAACUCAAGCAUCAACAGUUGUGCUGAUGCUGAGCCCUUCUGCCACUCCUUGACGAAGAUGCCCUCCUGGGAGCUGGAUGGAGGUAUGGGCUAUGCCACUCGCAUGUACUGCCCAGUCACCUGCGGUUGUCACAUCCCAGGAGGUGCUUACACCUACAUCCAGGGAUGUCCCUACGGUGAGAACAAGCCCUGCUGGAAUGCGAAGACCUUCCAGGACUUCCGAGAAGCAGGUCUUUGCACUGAAAAGACUCCACAGGAGCUUCGCAACCACACGCCCUGGCUGCAGCGCAUUGCUGCCAUCGAGGCCUAUGGGCGGAGCUUGGGCAACUUUCAGGGUCAGAAUGAGUCCUUGAAGUUGGCCCAGGCCAUGUACGACCACGGCUGCAGCUUCGGGGAGAACCUCACUCAGGAGAAUAUCACCUGGACGGACUGCUACGAAUGGCCCUUCGUGGAUUGGGAGUUCAAGACACUAGAGUGGUUUUGUCCUGUGACCUGCGAUUGCAAGAACGAUCCCAAAGCAGGCAAUUCUGGAUGUCCUCAACCUGGUGGCAAGACUUGUCAAGAAGUGGAUGGAUGCCUUUUCCACAAUGAGGCAUAUUUCUGCGGAGGCAAUGGUGCUGGUGACACACCCACCUAUUCCAGUGAAAUCACCAUCAGUGCAGCAGACAUGGCUGCGAUGCAAAGCUUGAGCACCGACUACUACAACGAAGUGAUCAGUGGCAUGCAGAUCUUCAUCCCCGACCUCGUCGGGAACGGUGUGGAGCCAUGGAUGGUCGUGGUGGAAAUGGCCACGCAGACCAUGGGCCCCCCCGUCCGGCGCUUGCAACCCGGUGGCAGCAGUGGAAGCAGUGGAAGCUCCUCUACCGAGCUCACGUUCACCUAUGAGAUCUACUUGGUGCCAGAGCUGGUCUCCACGGACCUCAGCAGGGACUCUGUUAGAGAGACGUUGCAGGCCGCCGACACCACGGAGGCGGGUGACUUGCUCACACAGUCCUUGGCUGACCAGGGCGUGCCGGUGGACACCAUUGGCCGCCCGGCCUGGCCCGAGACGGUGGUGCAGUCGGUGCAGUUGACCCCAUCACAGUUGACCGCAUUUGGUGCACUCUGA
Messenger RNA from Durusdinium trenchii, 5859 nucleotides. Lineage: Eukaryota; Dinophyceae; Suessiales; Symbiodiniaceae. The record is from the annotation of a GenBank genome assembly.